UAAUUAAAAAGUUUCAAGUAUUAACGGCCACCAUCACUACCUUGGAAUAGUAUUAAUCUCCUAUGUACACAUAUUUAACAACUGCAGCAAGUAGAUUAUGCUGCCUUAACCAUCUUAAACAGCUUCAUGCUCAGAUCAUUCUUAAUUCCCUUCAUCAAACCAGUUUCUGGGUUUCCUUGCUCAUCACUCAAUGCACUCGAAUUCGAGCCCCAAUUUCUUAUGCUCACCUCAUUUUCAACUCCUCAACAUGUCAUAAUUCCUUUCUAUGCACCUCCAUGAUCAAGUAUUUCUUCCAUUUGGGUGCCCAUGAUCAAGUUUUCAUAACUUAUCGAAAAAUGUUGAGGGAUCACAUGUUGCCUGAUGCUUUUGUGUACCCAAUUUUGAUUAAAUCUGCUGGGAAAUAUGGUAUUGUGUUACAUGCUCAUGUCAUCAAAUUGGGGUUUAGUGAUGAUGAUGUAGUUCGUAAUGCCGUUAUGAAUUCGUAUGUAAAAUCUGGUCAUCUGGGUGUUGCCCGAGAACUGUUCGAUGAAAUGCCUGAUAGAAGUUUUGCGGAUUGGAAUUUGAUGAUUUCUGGGUAUUGGAGGUGGGGUUUGUAUGAUAAAGCACGGGAGCUAUUUGAUUUAAUGCCUGACAGAAAUGUGAUUACUUGGACUAGUAUGAUUACUGGGUAUUCGAAGAUGAAGGAUUUGGAUACAGCUAGGAGGUAUUUCGAUCACAUGCCGGAGAAAAAUGUUGUGCCGUGGAAUGCAAUGUUAGCUGGGUAUGCACAAAAUGGGUUUGAAGAAGAGGCUUUGAGAUUGUUUGAUGUAAUGUUAAAGACUGGUGUCGAUCCUAACGAAAGGACAUGGAUAACAAUCUUCUCGUCGUGUUCUGCAAAGGGUGAUCCUUGCCUUGCAGAAACUCUUGUAGGAAUGCUCGACAAUAGAAACAUCGAAACUAACUGUUACUUUCAAACGGCCCUUCUUGAUAUGUAUACCAAAUGUGGACAAAUUAAGGCUGCCCAAGAUAUCUUUGAUCGAUUAGGAUCGCAGGCAAACUCCGCUUCCUGGAAUGUUUUUAUCUCUGCAUAUGCACGUAUUGGAGAUCUCGCUUCUGCGAGGGAUCUCUUUGACAGAAUGAGUAACAAGGAUAUUGUCUCAUGGAACGCUAUGAUCGUUGGUUAUGCCCAAAAUGGACAAUCACUUCAAGCCAUUGAACUUUUCAAGCAAUUAGUCGCCAUUGGACACCCUAAACUGAAUGAGGUGACAACGAGUAGUGUGAUAUCUGCUUGCGGGCAUCUUGGGGCUUUGGAAUUAGGUAAUUGGAUAGUAAGUCUCGUUUCCAAGAUGAACAUUAGAUUUAGCAUUUCGGGGUACAAUUCGAUGAUAUAUAUGUACUCGAAAUGUGGUAAUAUGAAAGAAGCUGUUAAGAUCUUCCAAGAAAUGAAAGUGAAAGAUGUAAUUUGCUACAAUACAAUGAUAGCUGGUUUUGCAACUCAGGGUAGUGCCAUCGAAGCUAUCGAACUUCUGGGUGAAAUGCAGUUAGACGGGAUCAAACCAGACCGUGUAACAUUCAUAGCUGCACUCACAGCGUGCAGCCAUGCAGGAUUGUUAGAAGUAGGUCGAAAAAUAUUUGAUUCAAUCAACUGUCCAUCGGUGGAUCAUUAUGCUUGUAUGGUUGAUCUUUUAGGUCGAGUAGGUGAGCUAGACGAAGCUCUAAGAUUGAUUAACAGGAUGCCGAUGGAACCCCACGCAGGGGUGUAUGGUUCCCUUCUUAACGCCAGUCGUAUUCACAAGAGGGUUGACAUAGGCGAAUUUGCUGCGAACAAGCUUUUCGUGCUUGAACCCAACAACUCGGGUGUAUAUACAUUGCUAUCGAAUCUAUAUGCCGGUUCAAAUAGGUGGAAAGAUGUUGAAAGAAUCAGAAAAAAGAUGAAUCAAAAGGGUGUAAGGAAGGCAGUAGGAUGGAGUUUAGUCGAAUACGAUGGGAAAAUGCACGAGUUUAUCGCAGGAGAUCGAUCACAUGAAAGAACAGCUGAUAUUUACAGAUUAUUAUCUGAGCUAAGGAGGAAAAUGAGAGAAUUUGGGUAUGUUCCUGAUAUAAGUUGUACAUUAACAGACAUUGAAGAAGAAGAAAAAGAAGAAAUGGUUGGGGCCCACAGUGAGAAAUUGGCUAUUUGCUAUGCUCUUCUUGUGAGUGAAGCAAGAUCUGUUAUUAGGGUGAUCAAGAACUUGAGAAUUUGUUCAGAUUGUCAUAUGGUUGUUAAGAUUAUAUCAAAAUUGGAGGGAAGAGAGAUUAUUGUGAGAGAUAAUAACAGAUUUCAUUGCUUUAAGGAUGGUUCUUGCACCUGCAAUGACUAUUGGUGAUGCAAUUGUUGUAAAAUAGUGUCAAGUUUUAUUAACUAAGCUAGUUAACAUUCAGCGUGUAAGAUCGAAAAAUUUAAAUAUAAACAAUAACUUUUUGGAGAGUAACGGGAUAG
Messenger RNA from Amaranthus tricolor (Joseph's coat), 2458 nucleotides. RefSeq names its product pentatricopeptide repeat-containing protein At1g14470. Lineage: Eukaryota; Viridiplantae; Streptophyta; Magnoliopsida; Caryophyllales; Amaranthaceae. Bases 63 to 2345 code for a protein of 760 amino acids. The transcript has a single exon. Gene Ontology annotation, biological process: RNA modification. Gene Ontology annotation, molecular function: protein binding; RNA binding; zinc ion binding. The record is from RefSeq and is a predicted model, not a curated record.